This is a messenger RNA of Linnemannia hyalina, 3039 nucleotides long. The record is from the annotation of a GenBank genome assembly. Lineage: Eukaryota; Fungi; Mortierellomycota; Mortierellomycetes; Mortierellales; Mortierellaceae.
AUGUCCAUCAAGGAGACUAAUCACGACUCGGCAGGACGAGGAACAUCAACAGCAGUGCACGCCACCGAAACGCAAAAGCAGCUUGCGAACACCCUCAACGUCCGCUCGGCCGCAGACCAGGACUUUUCCUACCAGAAUGGCAUCGUCUUAGGCUUCCGCCAGCUCGGCACCAUGCUCCGUCGCAACACUAUUCUCCAGAUCCGAUACAGAAGAUCGACCUUUGCCCAGACCCUGCUGGGUCCCAUCCUCUUCCUCUUCCUUCUCUGGGUCCUCCAAAAGGCCGACACCUCGCGUCAACUACAGUCCAACUACCACCCCGAGUCAUGGACACUCCCUGGGAUCGACACCUGCCAGGGACGGACACCAAAGAAGGCUUGUAUUAACGUCAUGUUCACACCCGACACCCCCGAGAUUCGCCAGAUUCUCACCACUGUCAACAACAACAACAAAGUCCGUGAACCCACAGUCGACCUCGCCUUUGCCAAUGCAUUCUCUGCAUCGGACCUCAACACUCUCCCCACAACCACCCUCGACCUCGUCCCUGUUCCCAACGGCGACUUCAUCUACAAGUACUCGCUCCAGAACCCUAACACUACCCGCUUCGGUAUCGAGUUUUCGAUUGUUGAAGGCCCUCCCAAGAACUAUGUCUACCAGACCUGGUUCAACUUUACGACCUCUGCCAAUGGAACCGAUCCUUUUGGCGAUUCGCUUCUCUCAUUCACCCGCGCUGUCGACGAGGCCAUCCUCCAGAUUGCCGAGGGAACAUCUGCCAACCUCAAUGCCCACCUCAAGGAUUUCCCCAAGGUUCCUCCAACGCUUGCCAGUGACGAAGUCGUCUCCAGUCUCGGCGCCAUGUUCUUCUUCUGCUCCAUGAUGGUCAUUUUUAUCUGUGUCCUCAACCAGAUUGUCAUGGAAAAGGAGCUCCACCUGCGCCACAGUAUGCAAAUGAUGGGUCUGAAGACAUUGGUCUACUGGUUCUCGUGGUGGCUUUCGAACGCUGUCUUGGUCCUCAUCAGCGCCGUUGUCAUUUGCGGAUUUGGUAUUGCCUUUGGAUUCUCGGUCUUCAAGAACUCCAACUUUGGUGCGCUGGUCAUUACCUUCUUGCUCUUUGGACUGGCCAUGGUCACUAUGGCCUUCUGGAUCACCACCAUGGUCAAGGCCUCCAGGACAGCCAUCUUGAUCGGAAUCUUUUUGUUUAUCAUCGGUCUCCUCUUUGAGAGUAUGGUCUUUUCCAACUCGUAUGUUGGUUACAUCUGGUAUGACGAAGGCACCUCUGUCGCCGGCAAGUACUGCCUCAUGUUUAUUCCUUUCUUCAACUUUGGCAAAAUUUUCCUCGACAUGUCCCUGUACUCGUCGGGCCGCUUCGACGUCUUGACGGCGACCUACAUUCCUGGUCCCGGCUUCCACUGGAACAACCUUUACGACAAGAUCCCUACCUCUUACACCCCUACCUAUGACACCUACAAGACCCGCCAUCCUGAUGUCCCAGCACCUGUCCAGUCGUGGUACUUGCUGUUGAUGAAUAUUGGAGUUUUUGCUAUCCUCACCCUCUACUUUGACCAGGUCGUUGCUGAUGAUUACGGCAACAGCCGUCACCCUCUGUUCUUCCUCGACCCUUCCUUCUACGGCCUGAACAUUCGCAAAAAGCUCUCGACUCACGACUGGAUCGCCGCUCAGCAAGCCAACAAGGCCAAGCGUGAUGCUUACAUGGCCAAGAUGAGCAAAGAUCGUUCGGAUCUCCCAGUCGAGGACGAGGAUGACGUAGAUGUCACAGUUGAGAGAGGCUUGGCUUUGGACAGCAACUUUGAGACCGCCGCCAGAAUCUGCAACCUGCAAAAGGUCUUCCGGGAGUCAGCCUUCAGGAAGAGUCCUCUGGACAAGAUUGCCGUCAAGGAUCUGUGCUUGACAUUGCAGGAGGGCAAGCUGUUGGCGCUUUUGGGGCAGAACGGUGCUGGAAAGUCGACCACCAUGAACAUGUUGUCGGGAUUGACGCGCUCGACUGGAGGAGAUGCCACCUUUUACGGACUAUCGAUGAACUCGGAGAUGGCAGAGAUUCGCUCGAUGAUGGGAGUUUGCCCCCAGCACGACAUUUUGUUUGACGACCUGACUGCUAAGGAACAUAUUCAACUCUAUGCUGGACUCAAGAACGUGCCCAAGGAGGACAUCCCACGCCUGACUGAGGAGCGCUUGAACGCCGUUCGACUCUGGAAUGUCAAGGACAAGUUGUCGCACACUUACUCUGGCGGUAUGAAGAGACGUCUCUCCAUGGUCAUCUCUACCCUCGGUGACCCCAAGAUUAUCUUUUUGGAUGAGCCUACUACUGGAAUGGACCCUACGAACCGUCGCCAUGUAUGGUCGUUUAUCGAGAAGUUCAAGCAGGGACGCAUUAUAAUUUUGACGACUCACUCUAUGGAAGAGGCUGACAUCCUUGGAGACCGCAUCUGUGUCAUGGCUCACGGACGCCUUCGUGCUAUCGGAAACUCGAUCCAUCUUAAGAACAAGUUUGGAGCCGGAUACCGUAUCUCCCUUAUGACCGACCCCGCCAACACCGAGUAUGUCAAGUCUCAGAUCGAGUCGCGCGUUCCUGGCUGUAUCCUCAAGGACGACUCUGCCGGUGCGUUGCUGUACCAGUUCCCACCCUCGUCGAUGAGCAGUAUUCCAGGACUGGUCAAGUGGCUCGAGACUGUUGAUGGUGGUACCAGUUCCUCUGUUCGUCCUGCUGGCUCUGCACAGGGAUCCAAUGCGAACAGCGGACGUAACACUCCCUUGCCUUCGUCUUCAAGCGAGAACCAGAUCUCCUCUGCUCCAGGUCUUACUCCUGUGUCUGUGCAUCUUGGACAGAAUGAACAUGCUGAGCCUUUGGUGCAUGGUUAUGGUAUCUCGCAGACGUCGUUGGAGGAGGUCUUCUUGAAGCUGAUUAGAGACGCUAACCCUGACGGUUACCAAGGGUAUGAGGUCAAGAAGUCCAAGAAGUCUGAUGCUGGUGUUGUCGAUGUGAAGCAGGAUUCUGACGCGACACUCAGGAACCGUAGACAGUAG